Molecule: messenger RNA, 376 nt
Organism: Geodia barretti
Lineage: Eukaryota; Metazoa; Porifera; Demospongiae; Tetractinellida; Geodiidae
Source: the annotation of a GenBank genome assembly
GUGGUGGUAUACCCUUUGUGUUUCGUCUGCAGUGGUAUCCUUGAGCUCUUCAGCCUGUAAAUGUCUGGCCGAGAUCAUGGAUGAGGAACUUGAUGAUGAUGACGUUCCUCUGAUAGUUGAGAAACUCCAUAGAGUACAAGCGGUAUCCCUGAUAUUAGGGCGGUUACUGAGAAUACCCAAAGCAAGCUUGGACUCAAUAAAGCAGCAGUACACUGAUCCAUCACUACGCCUCAUCAGUGUAAUUGAUGAGUUUGUGAAACAAGAUGAGCCUAAACCAACAUGGGGGUUUAUUGUUAAAGCUCUCAAGAGUCCGUUGAUAAGAGAAUUACGUUUGGCUAAAAAGAUCGAGGCCAACUAUUGCUGUCUUCCAACUAAA